CCUUCAGAGACCCUUCUGCCUUCUAUCGAGACAGAAGAUGCCUGCAAGUCUAUUCAGCGACGAUGAGUCGCCACCUCCCUCUCCUGUGCUCGAGUACCCCAAACUUCGACUCAAUGACCUGGUCGACCCUCCAACAGACUGGCAGUUCCUGGGAGAGGCUGUGCAGGUGACCAUGCGUGCUCGUCGAUUCCCAAAACCGCGUUUGGAGACCAUAGUGAACCACCACAGCUGGGGAAUCGACAUGGGACUAGCCAAGCGUGCAACGAUUGAGAAGCUUCUAAAAGCUCUUUGGAAGUUGUUCUAUCACAUGGCGCCUGACCAUCUGCCCACGUCGUUUGCCGAGUUCGCGGACUUUUCCAGAGAUGCAGGCCCUCGGUUGCUCUCACAUACUAUUCAGAUUGAACGCGUUCCUAUUAGCAGAUACUAUCCCCAACCGCCAGAAGAUAGUAAAGCUCUGAGUUCGCGGUUCAAGAGACCGAGUGACGCUCCAGCGUCAAUAUCCGAUAGUUAUCUCGAGCGGAUGUCUUACCCAGUCUCUGGCGGGCCGAUUGACCUCGAUGCCACCGAAGACGAGGAAGAGGGAAAGGGGGAACAAGAACAAGAAAAAGAGCAGGAGCAGGAGCAGGCUCGGGUGGCCCAAAAAACCAAAAGUCCACCACGAUCGGCAUCCAGUCGCCAUAGCUGCACUAGCCAACCCCUUCAGCCUGAAAGACAUACCGCUCGACCGCUCCCGGCUAAGAAUGUCGUCGAGAUAGUCCAACGGAUCGUUAUGAAACUUGCAAAUGCGGACCUCGAGCGACACCACACGGCUACUCGGGCUGAACAUCCGUGUUUGGUGGCGUCCGAACCACAAGCCCUAUUGAAGACUAUUGAUAAAACGGUUCCUGCGACGGCCCAGGUGAGGCUUUUAUGGAACCGUGAGACCGAUGAGAUGACACUGCAUCCUGAUGGGCGUGACUACCCCUAUCGAGGUCGCGGUCCCGUGGGCACGUUCAACACAAGUGCCAUUGAUUGUGUUAUCGUGGCCGCUAAACUUCUUGAUGCUGGGUCUACGGUAAUCGAUCGCUGUAACAAAGGGUGGCGCGCACAGUUAACCCCGUUAGAAGCGGCAUUGAUCAAAACGACUGAAGUUGACUGGGAUCUCUGUUUCACUGACGAGAGUGAAAUGCUGCGGAAUAAUUUCUGGCAUGUGGUGGAUGACAGCCUGCCUGAAGUCUGGGCGGGGGAUAUCCAUUGGCUGCAGGGGAUUUGGACCAGGGCGACGGCCAACUUCGCUCAGUUCCAUUUCACCUACUACGAUCAAUUUCGUCCAUGCGAGUGCAACCCCGAUCGUGAACGUGGGGAUACCACGGGGCCAUGGAAAAAUACCUUCAUGCAGCCAUCUGAAGUCCCAGAGGACGGUGAAGGGCCUGUCACGAUGCAUACCCGUCUGGCGCAGGAAUUUGCUUUCAGUGUGCAGGUGGAUUGCGACGUUUGUGAUACCCCCAACGCCAUAACCCGCUGGCGAACCUUCGAAAGCCUCCCUGCGCGCUUGGUGACCAUGGUUGAUCCCGAUGUCCCCGUGACGAAACACACGCAGGAUCUCACGUUCGAGGUUGAAACUUUUGCGAAGCGAACGUCAGUCACAUAUCGCUGGGUGGGUGGGAUAUACGAGUACAAGGGUCAAUUCCGGGUCUUCUGGGCCGACAACCGCCCCGGCGAGGUUGACCAUGGCGAGGUCCGCAUGUACGACGGGUCCAAGAACUUGGGAAUGAUUGUUGGAGGCCUUUCGUACGGUCACCCGAGCGAGAGAGUCCCCUACGAGUGGUGGACUAGAAGCGCCAUUCCCCUGGUGUUCUACGAACGGGUAGACAACGUCAGCCCCCAGGUUUUGAACACGGUAAUGAGCUCGGUGGGGUCAAUGGUAGAGGCUGUAGAGAACAAGAUGCUUCUUGCCGAUGAAGUUGGUCCCUGGGCCCUAUUCAAUAAUGAUGUCUCCGAGCAGCCCGGUCAGUGGGUUUUCCCCAGCGCCGAUCUCUUCAAUCUCGCGCCUCCGGUCAACUUUCUCGCGAGCCCUGUUUCCGAGCAAAGCUAUCCUCUGGGCAUGCAGGACUCGCCUCGGGACGAUGUAGUUCUAUACUCGCCUCCCUUGACUCCGCGAAUUGAGGAAUAUCCCGCUUCACCGCCGACGGGUUCAAUUCCAUCAAUUCCUUUAAACUCACUUGGUCUUGAGAGGGUCGGGCUUGGGGAGACUGGAAGCAACCUCGAUUACCAAGCUCCUAUUAUGCAUAAUAUGGUGUCUCAGCCUGAUCUUCCAGCUUCUGAUCUCCCCACUGCAGAUCUACCUGGAUCUACUCAGCAGCACCCCUCCGACGCAGAACUGUUUGAGAAGUAUGGUGCCAAUUACACCUGUGCAAACUACAUGAGCGAUUAUUACAACGCGGCCAUGAAAGUCUACCACAUGAUGAGUCAAAACAAUGGCGACACUAGCAAUGCUGCCAGCAUCAGCAGCGUCAAUUUUCCACAGUGGAACCAGGGCAACACGUAUGGGGUUCCACAAUACUGGGCAGGCAACAGGAAUCAGCUUCAGACGUACCAGCAAUUUCAGCAGCAGCAAUUCCAACAGCAGCAGCAGCAGCAGCAGCAGCAGCCGCCGCCUUCUCCUACAGGGUCGCAUUCCAAGUCACGCUCGCACUCAGGACAGGGAAGCGCCGUCGGGUUAGAUGCAGUUCGCCGUGCGUCACAGGCUUCUUCGCAAAAAGCGCGUCGACGGACAGGUCAUCGUAACGACAAUCGUAACGAUAAUCGCAAUGAUAAUCGCAAUGAUAAUCGCAAUGAUAAUCGCAAUGAUAAUCGCAAUGAUAAUCGCAAUGAUAAUCGCAAUGAUAAUCGCAAUGAUAAUCGCAAUGAUAAUCGCAAUGAUAAUCGCAAUGAUAACAAGCGAAAGCGAGGAUCUCCUGAUCGAAAAAACAAGAGGAAGAAGAGGAACCAGAGGUUCAAGAAGAAAAGGCAGGCUAUCCAGGCGCUCGCUCAUCGGCCGAGCUCUCGUCUUCGGACACCCGAGGGUUGGUAA
This is a messenger RNA of Aspergillus melleus, 3052 nucleotides long. RefSeq lists its product as uncharacterized. The transcript has a single exon. Gene Ontology annotation, molecular function: ubiquitin protein ligase activity. The record is from RefSeq and is a predicted model, not a curated record. Gene Ontology annotation, biological process: protein ubiquitination; mRNA processing; ubiquitin-dependent protein catabolic process. Gene Ontology annotation, cellular component: nucleus. NCBI's taxonomy places the organism in Eukaryota, Fungi, Ascomycota, Eurotiomycetes, Eurotiales, Aspergillaceae. Bases 38 to 3052 code for a protein of 1004 amino acids.